Molecule: messenger RNA, 4299 nt
Organism: Protopterus annectens (West African lungfish)
Lineage: Eukaryota; Metazoa; Chordata; Ceratodontiformes; Protopteridae
Gene: CFAP92
Product: cilia and flagella associated protein 92 (putative)
Exons: 18
Coding region: 176-4228 (1350 amino acids)
Source: RefSeq, a predicted model, not a curated record
UUAGAUCUCGGUAGACAGCACCACUUAGGGAAGCGUCGUUUUUUUACUCUUUCACUAAAUGCAUUCUCCAUGUUACAACCUGAGAUCUAGGUUUUGGAAUUAUUUGGGGAUAUCUGCCCAGAAGAGUAGUGGUAGGAGUGUCCUGUGUUGACUUCUGGAUGUCAAAAUAAAUGAGAUGGAGGAAGCACCUAGUACACUAGAUUAUCAAGAAGUCCCAGUAGACUCUGUAACUGAUAAAUGUAGAUCACCUGCAGAGUAUGAUAGUGGAAUUGCAACUGAUGAUGGAGGAGGUGGCACUAGCUGCAGAGUGACAGUAAUCCAGAGUGACAUCCCAAGUAUAGUUGAUGACCCAAAGAACAGUGAACAUGAAGAAAGAGUGAUCUUGGAUCAGUCAUGUGGCUUAGCUGACACUGUGCCCAGCAAGAAUCUGCCUCAGUUUAUCACAUGUGCACUCACAAUAGUGCUUGCCAUUCCAAGAGGUGUGAAAGACAAAGAGGAGGAGAAAGAUAAAGAAAUGGAAAAGAGUCCUAAAAGUAAAAGAAAGCUGAAACAUUUCAAAGGUGUACUGGAAGCUCCCAGGGCACAAAGUUAUUACCACAUCGAAUAUUUACUUCUUCCUGAUGACCCAGAGCCAAUGAAAAUUGAUGUAGUAUCAUUUGGACAGGUUGCUAAAAUAUACAUGGAAAAUGAAACUAAGAUUUUAAAAUCAUGGAGUGAGAAUGACUUGACAUGGCUGGCCUGGACUCAUAAGGUUAAAAUUAACAUCACUAAAGAAAUCCUAAUAAAACUCUUGUCUCACAAAGUAAUAUUCAAAGUAUGGGACACUAAGGACAAAGUUUCUGCAAAAGCCAGAUUUGACAGACCUAAAGCUUUUAGACUACCUCAGAGUAAGCCAGGAGAGAAUCCAGAAAACAAAGGUGGAGUAAAACAUUUGGUUUUAAAACACAGGAAGCUUUUUGAGAGCAGUCAGCCUAAACCAAGCUCUGUGAAAACUAAAGAGCAUCAACUUCCACGAGCACAACCUGGAGAGAAGAGUAAAACAGGAUUUCCGGUGGUAAGAGAUGAAAUUCAGGAAUUAUUAUCACCUGUAGCUUGCGUUCAAAGUGCCUUACAUGAGCCACCUGAAGUCAAAGAUAUCCCACCACUAAGAUUAAAUAACCUUUUGUCUCCUAUAAAUGAAACGCCUACUCCUAAAGAAAAGCAACAGAAAGCAUUCACGUUUGAAACCAAGGGCUUUAAUACAAAGAGUAGCAAUGAACCUUCAGUGCAGUUAUUUUCAGAAAGGGCAAGACCAAAAAGUUCCACCGGGAUUUAUUCAGCUGGGACAGAAAAAUCAGGCAGAAGAAAGGGGAAGAGUACUAAAGACAGACUCACAGUGUUAGAUGAAUGGAAACAGGCCUCUAAACCUUCAGGCGAAGAUUUAACAGUAUACGAGCUGUCAAAAAAGAAAAAGCCAGUUGUAAUGGAAAUGGAUUUUCUGCCUCUUCUUGCAGGAGCUAAAUCUGUGACCGAUCGAAUGAUCAUGACAUCUUCUAGUAUCUUAGAUGGUUAUCUAACCAUAGCAGUAGAUGAGACCCUCAUACCUGAGGAACUAAAACAUGAACUGAACCCACUGGUUAUAAGAAUCAUCUCUGCCACAUCAUUGCCAGCAGCUGCUGUACCAAUUAAUGUGCUAAAGGAAAAAUAUUUACCAGUUUACUGCAAGUACAAAUUUUUUAAUCAACCUUAUCAUCAGACUCGAGGCAGAGCACAUGGAACCCAUGUUUAUUUCAAUGACGUUAACGUAAUUUUCACAGGAAUUAUCAAUACGGGUGAACUCUGGGAGUAUUUUCAAGGGCCAGCAAUGGAGAUUGAAGUUCAUGAUCAAGAUGGUAUGGCCGAAGAUAUUCCACAAAAAACAACUUUGUUUGGGACUGAUCCCAGUGAUGAGAAGCUGAGUAAUGUUGGCCUUGUAAGCAGUAAAUGUACAGUCUUAAAUCCUUUUACAGAAAAAGAAAGAAACUGGCACCCGCAUGGAAUUGCCAAAGUAGAUUUCUCAGAACUUCUUAAUGGAGAAAAAUAUUUAAAUAUACGUGUUCCUAUACAUAACUGUAUGUAUCCAGAUCUGACUGAGUCUCAGAAAGAAGGAAGAGGUGGGAGUCGAGCAGGCGCUUUAAGUAUUAAUGAUAGCCGUAAAAGUGCUCUUUUACCUGCUGCCUGCUAUUUGGAUUCAGAAUCCCACCUAAAAUUAAGAGUUGAUAUUGCUCAUCCUAUACUUUUAGACAGCAGUACUGUAGAAGGCAAACAAAUGAGGUGCCCAUUCAAUCGCAUUAUCUAUGUUUUUGAUUACAACAACCAAACAUUUCUACAAGAUCUUUUGGUAGAUAUAAAUGAAAUUAAUGCUGCAGCCCUUCAGCUGAGUACAUAUCCUAAAUAUGCAACUGAAAAUGUUCUUUCUACAUACAGACUGAGCCUUGAUCAAAAAGAAAGCGUGGAACUAGAUGUUGUUACUGGUUUUCAUUUAAUGGAUGGCAAAAUUCAUUUGUUCAUUCUUGAGGGGCUGAAAGAUAAAGCGAUCCGAAAGCUGUGGGAAAAGAUUUCAGUUAAGAUUCCUGAAUCUAAAGAGGAACAUUUGGAAGUUCUUUAUAAUUCUGACCUACUUUUCAGUCGACGUUUGUAUUCUAAUUUGGAAGUUAUGUUAUGCCACGUCCAUCUUCAUGAACCUCUCUCAUCUAUUAUGAAACAGCCUUUACUCUAUGUAAAAGAUAUGGUUCCAAAUGCAUGUUUUCAGGCCUUGUCCAGAUUAGAUUACAUUACUCAUGCAAAGAAGUUAAAGGAAGUGGUGCAGGAUGUUCUGUUUCCAACUGCAGAGAUGGUAAUGCUUCUGAGUCGAGAAUUUGGGAUUCCUUUGUCUAAAGAAAGCUUGCGUGCCCCGGCAGUUCAAUUAGAAACACUAACUCCACAGCCUAUGGAACAUGCAGAAAUGGUUCAUUACAGAACUCCAUUCAUACACCCAACACUUGACAACUAUAAUGCCAAGUAUGUUGAAUGGAAGCAGGACACUGGGGACUUGUCACAACACUUGAAGGACUAUAUUCAGAAUAAUAUUGAUGCAGUAUACAAAGCCAGCAAGAAAAUAAAGAGACCAAAAGUUGACACAAUUGUGGUUCCUUCAGAGGGUAAGUCAGUGUACAACUACAGCACUCAGGCAUUGAAUUCAACAGUGCAAGGAAUGGAACUGCUUCAGAAAGAAAUGACAAAGGAACCAAUGAGAAGAUUUACAUACUGUCAGGAGUAUCAUUCAGCUACAGUUCCUCCAGUGGACACUGUUAGUGAGAUGAAAGCUGCUGAAUCCAAGUCAAAAGCUCAAUGGACUACAUUUGAUGGGUUUAAGUAUCCAGGAUUUAAAAGUAGUAUCGAGUCCAAUCAACACCCCAAAAAGCCAGAUGAAGCACGCUUAGAGGAGAUAAAACAGAAGUGGAAAGAGAAUAUCCUUCAUGCCAACACAUUGCAGCCUACAUUAGCUCGAGAUAGGUGGAGCUGGAGUGAACGUGACCGUGAUUUUGAGCUAUACAGGAAACCAGCAAAUUCCCUCAGCCUACUGUCUCCAAUUACUAUCCAUCUGGCAGGCAAAACCCUUGAAGAUGAGCAGCUUGAUGUUGCACACAACUAUUACCUGAAGUGGCGCAGCAAGGUCAUUGUGGAUGAUACCAGAAUGAAAUUUUACAGACGAGGUGUACAGUCUGAACUACAAGGAGAAGGGCCAGUUGCUAGCACUCAGACAGAUAAACUAACUGGACUUCUGAAAGAUGUACCUAUGAAAUACUCCCUUCGAAAGCAAGGCAUGGUCCUGAAGCCAUUUCCAGUACUGUCAGUUAUGCACACUAUAGCAGAUGAUGAAAGUCUUCUAGACCCUAUCAAGAAAGAGCAGGAAACCAACACUGGAUUUAGUCCAGGAUUAUAUGAUCAGCACAGUUUGAAGUGGAAACCAAAUAUUAUUCCUCGCCAUAACAUGGAGCACACCAAAUUUGAAAGAAUGAAAGGAAAAGAUUUCAACUUGUAUUAUUAUAGUCAUCCAUUUCUUUACAAAAGAGAUAUCAAGGCCCUUUCUGCAGAAGAGAAAGAUAAUGUGCUGUUCCAAACACCUGUUCCUGCUGAAGAGCCAGUACCAGCUGCCAAGAAAGCACAGCAUUCUGGGAACUUGAUAGAAACAAAUACUUAUAACUCUGUUCUUUUACACAUUGCCUAGAUUGUUCAUCCAGUUUUGGUGACAUAUGACUGUUGCAUGUAUUUAUCAGUGUGUCUUAAAUAAACACAGUA